CUUCAACCAUUAGCACCAGGACCCAAGCAUUAUUGGUGCUCCUGCUGCCUGUUCAUGUUGUCUCACUGUGAAGAGCAAGCCUGAGGUUGGGUCAAGGAUUGCAGUCACUGUCAUCACAAUCUUGCCUAUCGAAGAGCCUCGACUUUGAUCCUGCUCUUACCUCCUUCAAGCUUGUCUCCUAGUCAUCCUUCCCAUACUGGCUAGAUGCUUGCUUCUCAGCCAUUGUCGGGUGUCUCCUGCCACGAUGGUCCUUCGCAGGCCAAGUCCUUCAGGCUGCGGAGGACCGGAAACCCAGAUCGUUCAUAUAUGGAGCGUUUCCAAAGGACGUCAUGCUCGAUAUCGGGGGAAUACCCUUAUGCUGGCUCGGACGAUGAAGGGUCGAUGACAAUGGAUGAACGGUAUGUAGGUGGUUUCUGCUAAAGCUACUACAGCUAGGUCGUUGGAAAUCGUUAUGAUGUCGUUCAAGCUCCGACAAUAUCUCCUCCCCCCAGUCUACUUCCACCAACAGACCACACGACUAAGCGAUCGCAAGGUUGAAUCUGUCCUUAGGGCGCUCUUCAGCUUCAUGUCCUGCGCUUUGUUCAUUCACUUGGUUUGUUUAUUGACAAUGCUCGGCAAGAAAAAUGCUCUCUCACAUCUACCCACGUUACUCACUACCUGAGAAAUUCCUCUUUCUGUUGAUUCCUCAUCAUCUCCAAUCUCUUGUCUGCACACCAUAUUGGGAAAGACAUCUCGCAACCAGUGUCGGAUGCAAUGAGCUCUCAUUGACACCAUGCCGACACUGAAAGAUCUUGUCUGCCACGUCCAGUGGACAGACACAGGUUCUCCCUUUCCUGAAUAUGGCACGCAAUAUGGAGAUGGUGUUGUCGAAACCUACAUUGCAAUCCCUAACCAUCCUCAAACCUUCAACGUGCGCCUCACCUCCGAGCGGUUCAUCUUCGAAGGCCUAGUUAUGGUGGUCUUCAUUGAUGGCAAUUAUCAAUGCAACCGAGUUCGAGUCAAUCUGCAACCUCACAAAAAAGGCUUGCCGGAAAACAGAUCCAAUAUCGAUUUCGUUGUUAGACAAAAAGAAAAGCCUCUAGGCGAUGGAACAUUCGUGGGAAGAGAGUGGCGCUUCGACGACUGCAAUAUUGUUCCACAGUUGCCGGCCGGAGUUAGUGAAAGCCAUUUUGAAGAGCUGGGAACUAUUGAGGUCCUGGUGCUGAGAUGUCGCAGCAACAACCCGAAUGAAUUCGAGAUCUCCAGUGACUCCUCAGGAGAAGACAGUGCAAUUCUUGAGGGCAAAAACCAUGAGGACCAGGCUGAAAGCGACUCUGUUGAUUUCAAGUCUGCCAAAACAUCUCAAUACCAACCGGAGCCUGAAACAGAAUUCGGAGCUCUUGGGGGCAUCUUUGAUGGAGCUGCUGAUCCACCGCCAUUUUCGCAAGUCUCCCAUGGUGACGCUCCUGCAGAUGGUUAUCCUCCAUGGAGAUACAUGCCGCAUGAGAGUUCGCGCUAUCCGCAAGCGCACUUUCCAGGACCUGUUCUAGAAGAUACAUAUCAGUAUCCACGCCGGCCCGUACCACCUCCCCGUGCUCCAGUCGAGUAUGAUCGUCCUCGACCAGAGCGGCAUGUCCAUUUCGACUACGGAGAUGGCAGAAGACUCGAUACUGGAUACGAGGAUCAUCACCCACGCCGUCGAUUCGAGCCAGCAGAUGAGUACCAACGGCACGACCACUACACUGGCAGAAACCCAUAUGCUGACUAUCCUCCACACCGUGCAGAGCGACACUAUGAGUAUGGUGGUGGUCUUCGAGACUACGAUGAUUAUCCAGCAACAUAUCAGGAUUAUGCCAGAUAUCGGCCACGUUCUCCCGGUCCCGAUUUCUAUCCAGCUGGUCCACCUCCCAGUUUCCCAAGUGUGCCAGGCCUUUCGAAUCCUAGGAGCGCACCAAGCCACCCAGGCAUGGGUUCAUUCGCCCCCAUUGCUCGACGGCCAGGUGCAAAUAUACCAACGGUGUGGCCAAAUGUACAUCCGCAGUCUGUUCCGCAGCCAUUUCCUGUCUGGAUCCCUCCACCAGCUGUUGCAAUUCCUCCACCAUAUCCUGGGACAAUCCCAAUUUACCCGCCCCCUGGCAAUGCGCCAUUGUUUCACACUCAGAAUCAUGGCUAUCCUCUCGGUACUCAAAACAUUGCGCCUACUGCUGGUGUGGCUCCAGUUCAGAACUAUAACCAACAGAAUGCAGGCUCCACUCUGCCACAAGGCAGCCUCGCGUCCCAACAAGCCACCCACAGCUUUGCCAAUCCGGCGCCCGUUGUUCCGAACAACAGCACUGGUGUUGGCGCAUGGGCAAACAACACUGGCGGUGCUAAUCCUCAGCACAACACAUCAGUAGGCAACGGUGGGGUUAAUACUGGCAACAAUGAUGGCAGGGGUGUUCCCGAUAACAACGUUCAAACCAACACUCAGGAGAACAAGAGCCGGGAUGCUGGUAACAGCAGCAACGAUCAGACUUGGAAAUCUAACAACAAUAAUGAUACCACAAACAACGCUGAUGAUUGGGGUGGUAAACCUGCCACUCCUAUCCAGGGUCAGGGCCGGGAGAACAACACAGACGAUGCCGGCAACGGUACUUCGACCCAGGACCACCAGAAUCAAGGUAGUGGUUGGGAUAACAACAGUGCCAACAACGAUACUGGGGCCAAUCAAGGUAGUGGUUGGGAUACCAACAGUGCCAACAACAAUACCUGGGCCAAUCAAGGUCAGGACAACAAUACCACAGAGAACGACAAGCCUGGUGAAGGCUGGGGUAAUGUUAGCACGUCAAACACCAAAGAAGCCCCGAAGCAGGCUGUCUCGAAAUCGAGCAAGACAGCACUGUAUGGGCCUCAUGGCCCUUACCAGGCUCCGAGAUUUCUUGCAAAUACCGAUGUUCCCAUUGUUGCUGAAGAGGAACCAAGAUAUGAUGUCCCGCAAGCUGUUGCGCAAGCUCAUGGCACGUCGAAGCAGGUCCAACCAGGAAGAGGUUAUCUCUAUAGUAAGAAGAGCUGUCAUCCAGAGUACGUCGAUUCCCUGGACAAACCUUAUGCGCGGUUUGUCUUCAAAUACCGAACAAAAGAUCAAGUCAAGAAAGAGACUGGGAUUGACGUUACUGUCGAGCCUACCGGGAACGAAGAUGUGAAUGCUCUGGCGGCGCUGAACAAGGAGGAGCUCAUUCAGAUUGUGAUCCGAGCAAAAGGCGCUUUGAAAGGGGCUAUUCCGGACGCACCAGCAAAGACAUCCACUCCUGCUCCGGUGCAGGCUUUUGAACCAGUGCCACUUCCUGCCCCUGAACAUGACUAUCUCAAAUACAAGCUGCCAACAGGCCGACAAGGCUCUGGUCUCGUUGGGUUGGGAAUCAGAUUCCCGAACUCAGGCUCUGGCGCUAGAGGCGCUAGUAAUAGUAACAACAACGGGAGCAGCGGUGACAACAACAAUGGAAGCAGCGGUAACAACAACAACAACUGGAGCAGCGGCGACAAUAACAACUGGAGCAACGGCGACAACAACAAUUGGCAGGCAGGAGGAGAUAGCAAUCAGCAAGCGUCCAAUGGUGGGAACAAUCAGUCUUGGGCAGCUGAGGCACCAGGCUGGAAUGAUGGAGGCACUCGUCAAUGGGAUGGACCGGAGGAAGCCGACAAUGCUGUCAAGCAGAAAGAUCAAGGCCAAAGCCAGAAACGCCCCAGGGAUGAUUCAGACCGAGUCAGCGUUGAGUCUAGCAAGACGACAAUUGACCAUCGCCCAAAGCUCGAUCCCCGUCGCCCCGGUUCAGGAAUCAGUCCAAAGGACAAGUCUGGACUUUCGAAAACCAGUCCUCAACCAGCGGUCUGGCAGAAUCCAUUUGGACCUUCCGCCCCAGUGCCAUUUCAAGUUAAGACUUCCAUAUUCGGCAUUCAGGCUCCAGCAAAACCCUUGUCAGACACGAUUGGCCUUACAACUCAACCUCGCACAGGACCGUAUGCUGACUACACUGGUCCUGGCGCACCAAACCAAUUUGGCAUUCCCAAUCUUCCUCCAGAUUCGGCUUAUGCAAUGCCUGGCCCGUCAAAUUCGGGGAAGAUCUGGGACAGCUAUUUCACGCAACCGCUUGAAACGUACACUUCUGCCCUGGAUUACGCCAAGCCGAACGCUGCAACAGGCGCCAAUUCGCACGGUCAAGGUACCACUGCAGCAGACCCAUUGAACCCCUAUGGCAUCACUGGACCCGGUCCGCGUCCACCUAGUCCAGGCCCGGACGUCUACAUCCCACCACUCAGUCCUUCACCCGACCCGAAUGAAUACCGUUAGCGGAAGCGGAAGCGGAAGCACCAGCAACUAGCCAAAACGUCGCUCUGGGCUGAGAAGAGAUUUGGACCAAUCCGCGAAUGGCAGGCCUUGGAGACGAGCUUGAAGAAACGCGGUGGUAUCAACAACAGGAUGGCAGAAGAAGAUAUCAGUGUGAGCAUGGACAGUAUCGACAAGCAUUUCGGAUCAAGCCAUGGAAAGAGCCCCUAAGUCGAACAGUCCUAAGUCCCAAACCGUUCUUGUUUGUGUAUCAGAACCGCAUCCAUGUCAGUGUACACAGUCUACCCAUGCUUGCUUGCUUGGUCAGUCAGGGCCUACAGCAGCACCAUUCCCCCAGUUUUCUAGUAUCAUGAGCUUAGCUCGAACAACAGCAUUGGAUCGAUAUUGACAAUAAUCG
This is a messenger RNA of Exophiala xenobiotica, 4700 nucleotides long. RefSeq lists its product as uncharacterized. Lineage: Eukaryota; Fungi; Ascomycota; Eurotiomycetes; Chaetothyriales; Herpotrichiellaceae. The record is from RefSeq and is a predicted model, not a curated record. The transcript is spliced from 2 exons. The coding region runs from base 773 to 4306 and encodes 1177 amino acids.